CGCCGAUAGUCUAUUGGACAGCCGCACACAGAGUUCCAGUCCUUUUCCACACAACCCUUUGGCAAGUUUCACAACGCCAGUAUACAAACGAGAAAUCAUCGAGAAAAUGUUUAGAUCCAUUUUUGGACUAAAAUUCUUUGCAAGACCUCGGUCUUCAGGAGAUAUGGACUCUUCUUCGAAGAAGUCCAAACGAAGGAGUGAGAGACCUUCAUCUCCUGAAGACCUCAACCCUCCCACCAUCUUGAGGGAGCACGGACGACGGGGUGAGAGACCUUCGUCUAGUGGAGGCACCAACCCUUCUACCAUCAUGAAGGAGCACAGACAAAAGGGUGAGAGCCCUUUGUCUUGUGCAGAAAACAAGCCCUCUACCACCAGGCAGCAAAUACGAAGGGGUGAGAGCCCUUCCUCUUCAUCCUCUGAAGACGACCAGCCUUCUUCCACCAGGCAGCGAGUACGAAGGUUUGAGAGCCCUUCCUCUUCAUCCUCUGAAGACGACCAGCCUUCUACUCCAAGGCGGAAGCAAGCAUGGAGAGGUGAGAGCCCUCCGUCUUCAUCUUCUGAAGACGACCAGCCUUCUUCCACCAGGCAGCGAGUACGAAGGUUUGAGAGCCCUUCCUCUUCAUCCUCUGAAGACGACCAGCCUUCUACUCCAAGGCGGAAGCAAGCAUGGAGAGGUGAGAGCCCUCCGUCUUCAUCUUCUGAAGACGACCAGCCUUCUUCCACCAGGCAGCGAGUACGAAGGUUUGAGAGCCCUUCCUCUUCAUCCUCUGAAGACGACCAGCCUUCUACUCCAAGGCGGAAGCAAGCAUGGAGAGGUGAGAGCCCUCCGUCUUCAUCUUCUGAAGACGACCAGCCUUCUUCCACCAGGCAGCGAGUACGAAGGUUUGAGAGCCCUUCGUCUUCAUCCUCUGAAGACGACCAGUCUUCUACUCCAAGGCGGCAGCAAGAAAAGAGGGCUCUGAGCCCUUCGUCUUCAUUUUCUGAAGACGACGAGCCUUCUACCACAAGGAGGCAGCAACAACGAAGUAAUUUGUACAUCGUAGACUUCAACCUUUCUACCACCUUUAGGCAGGAUGGAGGAAUUGGUGAGAACCAUCUGCCCUGCGUUGACAUUGACCACCCUAGCAUCUGGUGGGAGCGCGUACGAAGGGUCAACCCUUCAAACACCUUGAGGCAGGACGGAAGUGGUGACAGCCCUUCCUCUACAUUUUCAUCUUCUGAAGACGACGAGCCUUCUACCACAUGGAGUCAGCAAGAAAGAAGGGCUAAUAGCCUGAGUGCGAGAAAGGAGAGGGAGCUCGUUGAAAUACAAAAGCAGCGUUAUUCUGAUUUGAGGUGUGAAAAGAUGAAGAUAAAGAAGGAGAGGAAAACGUUUGGUCUGCUUUCAAGAAUAUACAUUUGGUGGCUCGAAUGGAAGAUAGACCGCAGUGCCAGGGAAAUCCAAUCAACCUGUGAGGAUGCGUGCUACCUCCAGGUUCAUGGUCACCUCAGAAAUCCAGAGAUAAUAGCCAAGAUCCAAAAAGAGCUGCUUGACCGAAGGAAUGAGCUGGCCGUUUCAUAUCGCAGACAAGUAUUUAAGUUGGAGAUGGAAGUGAGGAAGCAAAGACUGAAGAGUGAGGACACGCCCCCCCUGUUGAUUCUCCCCACACCUGGUACCAACUCCAAUCAGCGCACCUGCUACUCAUCCUGCUCCAUCAUCUGCCUUCAAAUGCCAGUCAGACUUUCCUCUCCCUGCCGGAUUGUUGCUUACCACUGAAAAUAACCCACCUUUGGAAUCCUCUGCUGCCAAUAGCGCACUGGAACAUCAAGUCUGCAGCCCCACUGAGGAACACAGCCCAGCACCCCCUCUGCCAGUCUAGCCAUCUUCAGACCCAGCACCCUCUCUGCCAGUCCAGCCAUCUUUGGACCCAGCACCCCCACUGCCAGUCCAGCCAUCUUCGGACCCAGCACCCUCUCUGCCAGUCUAGCAAUCUUCGGACCCAGCACCCCCUCUGCCAGUCCAGCCAUCUUCAGACCCAGCACCCCCACUGCCAGUCCAGCCAUCUUCAGACCCAGCACCCUCUCUGCCAGUCUAGCCAUCUUCGGACCCAGCACCCCCUCUGCCAGUCCGGCCAACUUCGGACCCAGCACCCCCUCUUCCAGACCAGCAAUCUUCGGACCCAGCACCCCCACUGCCAGCCCACACUCACAGCUUCAAUAAAAUAAGAUUCUUUACCACCUA
Molecule: messenger RNA, 2221 nt
Organism: Sander lucioperca (pikeperch)
Lineage: Eukaryota; Metazoa; Chordata; Actinopteri; Perciformes; Percidae
Product: serine/arginine repetitive matrix protein 1-like
Exons: 6
Coding region: 107-1756 (549 amino acids)
Source: RefSeq, a predicted model, not a curated record